Messenger RNA from Plodia interpunctella (Indianmeal moth), 1081 nucleotides. RefSeq lists its product as uncharacterized. Lineage: Eukaryota; Metazoa; Arthropoda; Insecta; Lepidoptera; Pyralidae. The record is from RefSeq and is a predicted model, not a curated record. Bases 114 to 974 code for a protein of 286 amino acids. The transcript has 7 exons. Gene Ontology annotation, cellular component: nucleus.
CAACUUCAAGUAAAAUUAUUUUGUUUUCCAUUAUAUAUAUUUAUUGGGCCUUGUUGAGCUCAGUUGUGUUGAUUGAUAUUUUCGAUUUCGUAAAACUGUGUAAAUUCGGAACAAUGUCUAACAAAAGAAACAAGGAAGAAAUAAACCAGGAUAGCGAAAGUGAGGGAGAGCAGGAUUCUGCAAGCGAAAAUUCUGAUGUGGACUCUGAUGGAAACUUAGUCGGUGACCAGGAACUGCAAGCUGACUUUGAGGGCCGUAAUCCUGAAGACUGUGACUUCCAUGGCAUCAAGCAGUUACUGCGCCAAUUAUUUCUAAAGUCUCAUGUUGAUUUGGGAGGCCUUGCCCAAAUUAUUAUCUCCCAAAAUUUUGUAGGUAGUGUGGUGAAGCAAUGUUUAGAUGAGCCCGAAGAUGAUGAUGAUGAAGACGACGGCAGUGAUGGUGUCUUCGGAGUCACCACAGUCAUUAAUAUUACCAAAAAGAAAAAUGAACCAAGCAUACAGCAAAUAAGGACACUACUCACGACCCUAGCAGAGGACAAUGCAGAUGACAGAACCAAAGCCCUCAUACAUAAGAUACUCUCGGACGACUCGCAACAUGUUGGACUUGUUAUCAAUGAAAGAAUCCUAAACAUUCCCGCACAAAUCAGCGUGCCUCUAUUUGCUUCACUACAAACCGAGUUAGAGAAAGCCAUCAAGAAGAAUAUGCCGUAUACAUUCCAGUAUCUAGUGUGGAUCUGUAAAACAUAUAACACAGCAGAGAACUCAUCGGAGGUGCUGUAUGCGAACCAGGAAGAGAGGCCGCUGGCGAGCGAGGCGGUGGCCAGCUUCGACGUGGACGUGGCCGAGCAGGCGCAGCUCUCGCAGUGGGACUGCGACGGCGGCGCCCUCUCGCCAUGCCGGAAGGUACUCAUUUUCGACGGCAGCAAACUCAACCACCUCGUGAGGCUUAUCAAAGAAGAGGUGGAGAGCGCCUAGGGCUUGUCUAUGUAACUGACAUGUAAUCGUAUGCCAUAUAUACGCGACGUAUUUAUAUUUUAUUACUGCUAAGUCAUAACUAUAUUAUUAAAUUUGCUAAGCUUUUA